Messenger RNA from Elaeis guineensis (African oil palm), 3605 nucleotides. RefSeq names its product calcium-transporting ATPase 5, plasma membrane-type. The record is from RefSeq and is a predicted model, not a curated record. Gene Ontology annotation, molecular function: P-type calcium transporter activity; ATP binding; ATP hydrolysis activity. Lineage: Eukaryota; Viridiplantae; Streptophyta; Magnoliopsida; Arecales; Arecaceae. Gene Ontology annotation, cellular component: intracellular membrane-bounded organelle; plasma membrane. Gene Ontology annotation, biological process: calcium ion transmembrane transport.
CUCUUUUCUUUUCUUUUUGCCUCUCUAUUUCGUGGUUUCUUGGGGGGAUAUGCGAGGAGCGUCUGAUGCUGAUUUGGUGGCCCAGAUUCGGCGGGCGAGGUGUCAUCUCUCCUGCGGCACGACGACAGGAUGGAACUCCGAUCGCCGGACCGGCGCUUGCAGCAGUACGACGAGGAGUGCGGCGGAGAUCGCGGUGGCGAGGAGAUCUGCUCCUCCAGCGAUGCCUUCGAUAUCCCGGCCAAGAACGUCCCCGUCGAGCGCCUCCGCCGGUGGAGGCAAGCAGCCCUCGUUUUGAAUGCCUCUCGUCGAUUUCGAUACACGCUGGAUCUAAAAAAGGAGGAACAAAAAGAGCAAAUAAGGAGGAAGAUUCGGGCACAUGCCCAAGUCAUACGGGCAGCAUAUCUCUUUAAGGAGGCAGGGGAAAGAGAGCCACCAGACACUGUGGGAGGAAAGCCAAUAGCACCUGCUGGUGGUUUUCAAAUUGGUGUGGAGCAGCUCACUUCGAUGAAUAGGGAUCAUAAUUUUUCUGCUCUACAAGAAUAUGGGGGGGUUAAAGGGCUGUCAGAUAUGCUGAAGACCAAUAUUGAUAGGGGAAUUAGCGGAGAUGAUUCAGAAGUAUUGCACAGAAGUAAUAUAUUUGGGGCUAACACAUAUCCUCAAAAGAAAGGAAGAAAUUUUUUGGUUUUUGUAUGGGAAGCCUGCCAAGAUUUAACCCUGGUCAUCUUGAUGGUAGCUGCAGUUAUAUCUCUGGCGCUGGGCAUACAGACAGAGGGAUUACGUGAAGGAUGGUAUGAUGGUGGUAGCAUUGCCUUUGCUGUUAUUAUUGUUAUACUUGUUACAGCCAUCAGUGACUAUAAGCAAAAUCUUCAAUUCCAAAAUCUGAACAAGGAAAAGCAAAAUAUACACUUGGAGGUAGUCAGAGGUGGUAGAAGAUUUGAAGUUUCAAUAUUUGAUCUUGUAGUUGGUGAUGUUGUUCCUCUUAAAAUUGGUGAUCAGGUUCCUGCUGAUGGCAUUUUAAUUUCUGGCCAUUCUCUUGCCAUUGAUGAAUCUAGUAUGACUGGAGAAGCGAAGAUUGUUCACAAAGAUCAAAAGAACCCAUUUUUGAUGUCUGGUUGCAAGGUUGCUGAUGGCUAUGGUACCAUGUUGGUAACAUCUGUCGGAAUCAAUACAGAAUGGGGUCUAUUGAUGGCCUCCAUAUCUGAGGAUAAUGGUGAAGAAACUCCCUUGCAGGUGCGCUUGAAUGGUGUUGCUACUUUCAUUGGUAUAAUUGGCCUGACUGUUGCUGCUGCAGUUCUUGUAGUCCUCUUAGCUAGAUAUUUCACUGGGCAUACCAAGAAUCCUGAUGGAACUGUUCAAUUCAUAAGGGGACAGACAGGUGUCAGGGAUGCACUUAAUGGAGCCAUUAAGAUCUUGACAAUUGCAGUGACAAUCGUGGUUGUUGCGGUGCCUGAAGGGCUUCCAUUGGCUGUAACCUUGACCCUUGCAUACUCUAUGCGAAAGAUGAUGGCAGACAAGGCCCUGGUGCGAAGGCUUUCAGCUUGUGAAACUAUGGGUUCAGCAACAACAAUCUGCAGUGACAAGACUGGAACUCUGACCCUGAAUCAGAUGACUGUUGUGGAAGCAUAUGUCGGUGGGAUGAAGUUAGAUGCUCCCAAUGAUGUUAAAGAGUUGUGUAAUAUAUCUCCUCUGUUGAUUGAAGGCAUUGCACAAAAUACAACUGGUGAUGUGUUUGAGCCUGAGGAUGGUGGAGCUAUGGAGGUUACUGGCUCACCCACUGAAAAGGCCAUCCUUUCUUGGGGUGUCAAGCUGGGAAUGAAGUUCAAUGAUGUGAGAUCAAAAUCCUCAAUUCUUCAUGUCUUUCCUUUCAACUCAGAGAAGAAGCGUGGUGGUGUUGCAAUACAGCUGCCAGAUUCUAGGGUUCACAUCCAUUGGAAGGGGGCUGCUGAAUUAGUUUUAGCCUGUUGUUCAAACUGGCUUGCUCCAGAUGGUUCAGUUCAACCGAUAACCUCAAACAAGAUGAAUGAAUUUAAGAAGUCAAUCAAGGACAUGGCAGCAGUGAGCCUACGCUGCAUUGCGCUUGCAUAUAGAUUGUAUGAUCUGGAAAAAGUUCCAAAUGAGGAAAAGAGAGACACCUGGGAGUUGCCUGAGGAUGAACUGAUUUUGCUUGGUAUAGUGGGAAUAAAGGAUCCUUGUCGUCCAGGCGUAAAGGAUGCUGUUAACUUAUGCACUAAAGCAGGUGUCAAGGUACGCAUGGUUACGGGAGACAAUAUUCAAACAGCAAAAGCCAUAGCCUUGGAGUGUGGGAUACUUGAUUCAGAUGCCAGUGCCACUGAACCAACGGUUAUAGAAGGAAAAGCUUUCCGAGCCUUGUCUGAAACAGCAAGAGAAGCAAUUGCUGAGAGGAUAACUGUAAUGGGAAGGUCUUCUCCUAAUGACAAGCUUUUACUUGUCCAAGCAUUAAGAAGAAAAGGUCACAUAGUUGCUGUAACUGGAGAUGGCACAAAUGAUGCUCCUGCAUUGCAUGAGGCAGAUAUAGGUCUUGCAAUGGGAAUUCAGGGGACAGAAGUUGCAAAAGAAAGCUCAGACAUCAUUAUAUUGGAUGAUAAUUUUGCAUCAGUAGUGAAGGUUGUCCGGUGGGGCCGUUCCGUCUAUGCAAACAUUCAGAAAUUCAUCCAGUUCCAGCUAACAGUCAAUGUUGCAGCCCUUGUAAUAAAUGUGGUUGCAGCAGUGUCAUCUGGCGAUGUACCUUUAAAUGCUGUACAGCUUCUCUGGGUCAACCUCAUCAUGGACACACUUGGAGCGCUUGCAUUGGCAACUGAAGCACCAACUAACCGACUUAUGAACAGACCCCCUGUUGGUCGGAGGGAGCCUCUUGUUACAAAUAUCAUGUGGAGAAAUUUAAUAAUGCAGGCACUUUAUCAAGUGGCUAUCCUCCUGACUUUCAACUUUGGUGGCAGAAGCAUCCUGCAUAUGAAGGAUGAUACCCUAGAACAUGCAGAAAAAGUGAAGAAUACUUUUGUAUUUAAUACAUUUGUCCUAUGUCAGAUAUUCAAUGAGUUCAAUGCUCGAAAACCAGAUGAAAAGAAUGUUUUCCGUGGAGUCACAAAGAACCGCCUCUUCAUGGGGAUUAUAGGAAUAACAGUUCUACUUCAGGUUUUGAUUAUUGAGUUCCUUGGACAUUUUACUUCAACUGUCAGGCUCAAUUGGAAGUUGUGGCUGUUUUCAAUUGCUAUAGCUUUUGUAAGUUGGCCUCUGGCUCUUGUUGGAAAGUUCAUUCCAGUUCCUCAGGUUCCUUUCAGGGACUACAUUUUCAGAUACCGGAGGAAUGAACAAGAUGAAAGGGCUGAGAGGCAGUGAGAUAACCAGAUUUGAUAUGCAACUGCUGAAUAUGGGCGGAUAUUUUGAUAAAGUGCCUAGUUGCCCCAUUCGUGGAUCAUAUUGUAAAGAUAUAGCCCUAUUUAUAAUAUGUAUAUUGACUGAGCAAUUGGUUCUAUUUGGCUCUUAAGCGAGUGGAACUAUUUUUAUACAGCAAGAUCUAAUAUAUAUAAUAUUUGUAGCAAAAUUUUCUCUUGUUUGGAUAAAAGCUAGUCAGAGAUUUCACUCAA